GUACCUGUCAUAUAGACUCUGAGAUCUGGUUUUACUUCGCAAUGGAUGAUCUCCCCCCAGUGUCAGUUCAAUUCAAAAUUGAACCAAUACAUAUUCCUGCGACAAACAUCACAAGAGAUGACAAAUUCCCUACCUGUAGAGGAGGGCUGGCUGACAUCUGGAAAUGUUCAAUGACUACGCAAUCUGGUACCCCACGCCUCGUUGCUGUCAAAUCUGUCAGGGUUCCCUCAGCAACAGAUGCGACGUCAUUACAAGCGAUAGGCAAGAGAGUUCGUCGCGAGGCCUAUGUUUGGAUAAAGUUGAAACACGACCAUAUUCUCCCUCUUGACGGCGUGAUUGAAGAAUUCGGUCCACUUCCUGCACUAGUAUCUCCUUGGAUGAAAGAAGGAUCGCUGAACGAUUACUUGAAGCGCGAAUUUUCCGGGCUGUCUGACCCUCGAAAACAAGAGCUCGUAUGGCAGGUAACUGCUGGCAUUAGUUACCUGCACAGCGAGGGUAUCGUGCAUGGUGACUUGACAGCGACCAACGUUUUGGUUGACAGCUGUGGUUGCCUCCGUCUCGCAGAUUUUGGUUUAUCGAUGAUCCUUGCCGAGGAAGGAAACGCCACAUUCAACUCUUGUCAUGCAGGAAACGUACGUUGGAUGCCCCCCGAGGCCCUCCGAGCCGGAGAUGAACACAAUGACGAAGCUAAAGACGAGAAGCCAACUAAAGCUUGGGAUGUCUAUUCGUAUGGCUGCGUAGUCUUUCAGAUCUUUUCAGGAAAUCAGCCCUAUGCGUGGAUACCAAGUGUUUUACAGGUUAUGGGUGCAAUGCAGAAGGGACGUGAACCUUUCAAGGGCAUAGAGAGUCAUGAAGCAUAUCAACGGUUCUCACCGUGCCUGAAUAAGAUAUCAGCCAAUCGUCCGACGAUGGAUAAUAUCAUGGAAGUUCUGCAGGAAAAGGGAGUAGAGAAGAAAGAAGGGGAACGACGACAUUGUAUCUUGACUAGGUUAAAAAAGAGGCUCCUCGGACUGCGUUCACGCGUGAACCUUUCCUGAAUCCCCCCCCACAUGUACUUGUAGUGUUGAAGCUUGGAGAGUCAAGCUAAGCGUCGAGUCAGAGACACUGCCUGCCAUAAUCCCUUUGACCACGAAGCAUUGGAAGGCUGAAGCUUGCUGUGCGAGAAACAAUCUCGUAGGAACCACAUUCGAACUUCUCUUAAACGUCUCCAGAACACGCAGGUCCAUCUAGUACUCAGUGUAGGAAUUGAUGCAGGAGAUCCCGUGGUGACUUGUUGACAAAGUCGGAGUUCACGGAGCGAUUAAGAUUAGUUUUGGCCAGGUACAGUGGUAUUGGGAGGUCUCCAUGACACAUCCUUGAGACAUUCUGGAGUCCUUCCGAGUUGAAGAGAGCUUUGGAAGUUGCGACCGCUGACACAGUGAAAAAGAUUUGUCUCCCAACGAUUUGGAAUGAAAGAC
This is a messenger RNA of Suillus bovinus, 1457 nucleotides long. RefSeq names its product kinase-like domain-containing protein. Bases 42 to 1037 code for a protein of 331 amino acids. The record is from RefSeq and is a predicted model, not a curated record. Gene Ontology annotation, biological process: protein phosphorylation. The transcript is spliced from 9 exons. Lineage: Eukaryota; Fungi; Basidiomycota; Agaricomycetes; Boletales; Suillaceae. Gene Ontology annotation, molecular function: protein kinase activity; ATP binding.